UCGCGCCACCAGCUAGUCCAGUGUUGUGUUGCUCUGGAACAGGUUGCCUGCCUUUGCUGACGUGAAGGGCUGAUGGGUGACAGGAUCCCAAACAAUAUUUGCCACUGGCUGUGUAGGAGGUCCGCCCGGCGACAAAUUUCCGAACUAUAAUGCACAAGGCUCACAGCUGCGAUGUCUUGUCUGAGACCGUUCCUUGUAGUCGGUGUCCUUUCUGCAUAAAGCAGCCAAAUAGCCUUGACGCGCGACUUCAGCUUCCUGUGCACCAAGUGUAAGCCCUAGACAGGCAGGUUUUGACGUUGCCAGUACAAGCAACAGCUCCCAGGCACUGUCACCCUUGGCUGUUUUACCCUGAGUUGGCUGCAAGAAGAGAGAAGACUCGAUAAUAGCUGGAACAGUCUACACUAAUGAUGAUCAAUCCUAAAACAAGCUUCUAACGGGGCGCUCAUUGAGCUAAUCAGAUCCUGUUAGCUACUAAGAUGUUGCUCAUGCUGUAAGCGUAAGCUCGGCACAGGUCUGCGAAACACCCCGGAUCAAUCAUGAGUGACUGGGCUGUGGCUCUCCUGGUUAUCGGGAUUACCAUAAUUGUAGCGGUGAUUAUUGCCAUCAUGUGCCGAGUCGUGGGGAUUUACCAUCUGACCUCGUGUUUCACGAGUGGCGAGGAGAAGCAAGUCUUGACCAAACAUGAGCAGUACAAUGGAUACAUGAUUAACUCGGACACUGAAUUCGUGCUGGACACGAGCGGAAAGUUCAUCCAGUAUGACACUCUGCACAGCGAUCCCCGUUACCUCACGAUGGAGGAGGGUCAUCUACCGACACGACAUUCCCCAAGCGGUAGGCAUUCACCGAUACAGGAAGAGAGUGACCGCGGCAGCCCUACAUCAGUGGGAUCAGCCUCUGUCGUGUCGGAAGUGUCAGAAAUCGGACAUGGACUUCAACGAGCUAUGUCAUGUGACAGCGUUGCUUCAGACUCCUCAGUUCUGGAAAUGCAGCCGGACAUGCCAAAAAUGGGUCAGCUUGAAGUGGGUCUCGAAUAUGACGGUGAAGCCUCUGAACUGGCCGUCAGCGUUAUCCAAGCCAGAGACCUGACGGCGAACCAAUAUACAGGUACUCUGGACACGUACGUCCGAGGGGUCAUCAUUCCAGACUCCGAUGCCAAGUUCCAGACAAAGGUACAGAAGAAUUCAACUGACCCUCUUUACAAGGAACGCUUCCUAUUCACCAUUGACCAGUACGAAGUUGACCAACGCAUUGUCCAGCUCCAAGUGUUUUCAGUUGACAAGUACCAAAGACACAAAGUGAUUGGCGAAGCGGAGAUACGCGUCGGGGACAUCGAUUUGAAUUAUCCAAUCAGAACUUGGCUCAAUCUCCGUGAUAUCGAUGAGACCCACACAGAGUAUGGGGACAUUUUAUUCUCCCUGAGCUACCUGCCCACUGCUGAAAGACUGACCAUUGUGAUCUCCAAGGCCAGGAACUUGAAAUGGAACGAGGAGAAGGAUGCUGGAGACCCAUUUGUGAAGGUAUAUCUGUUACAAAAUGGCAAGAAAAUCAGCAAAAAGAAAACAACCGUAAAGAGAGGUGAACACAAUCCGAUCUUCAAUGAAGCCAUGAUAUUCUCUGUGCCGUCUAGUGUGCUACAGACUGUCCAGUUGCGGAUUACUGUCGCUGAACUUCUGCCCGAUGGGAGGACGCCAUCUUUAGGCCACGUGAUAGUUGGAGCCGAUACCUCAGGGACGGAAUUGUCCCACUGGAACCAAAUGAUGACGUCACUGCGGAAACCGACUGCGAUGUGGCACAACUUGCGGAAAUGACCGUUGAUUGGCUGGCCUCGUUUUGUUGAACUGCUGGUGUUGAACGACGUAAACAACAACCCAAUUCAUUGGCUGAUGUAUUGUUAAGAAUUAUCCCAGCAGCCCAAAGGCCUCUUUCAAUAAAAAAAAAACAACACAAAAAUAAGAAAAGAACCUACACGGAAAAAACUGUUUAGAGGUCCUCAGAAAAAGGUGUUGUUGGAUUAUAUAAUGGUUGCCUGCGAUGUCCAGGAGGUAGGCCUGCAAUGAAUGAGACUUUUAGCAACCGAUCCUGUUCCACCACUUAUGCCAGUUUACAUAAAACCCAUCAAUACAGCGGUUCAUUUUUUGCCAUCUAUAUACUGAUUUUAGGAGAAUGAUAUCGAUGAAAUUGAAGGCUGUAAAUUACAAGACACAAAAACUUAUCUUGAAAAAAACAUCCAGUUGACAUGUUUAUGGCCUAUGUAGAACCCAACAUUCUAAUCGUUCUGUUUGGCUGCUGAAGACCGGUUGUCUGAGACUGAUAUCAGUGAAAUUGGAGGUCGAAAUUUACGACACAUGCAUAACUGUGGUCUUCAGUGAAAAGAGAAAAAACUGUGACUUUUCAUGGCUCAUGGUUACCAAAUGCCAUUUUAUUGAAGGCCUACCAAUCCAGCGGUUAUCUUGCAUGGAUAAAGCACAAAAAGGUCAGAUUCGCUGAACUGGACCAGAUACUGGAAACAACGGGGGCACGAGAAAUCAAAAGGUUUCCUUGUGUCCACCUUAAUAGUCAUGCACGAUUAUUUCUACUUAAUGUGAAGUGAUUUGGAAAGUAUGCAUGAAAUCCAAGACAAGUCAGCAUUUUCCUUAAGGUGAGAAAUUCGGUGAGAUUUAUAGACAUUGUCAUCAAAGCUUUACGGAAAUUAAAAGACAUCUAAUUGCGACGAAAUUUUGUUGAUAUAAAUGGAGCAUGUAUUGGACUUUAAGCGAUGACGAGUUCUUAAUGCAAAAUUCUCACCAAAUAACAAUUUUCUUGGAUAUAUGAAGGACUGUUUCAAAAACCAAUUAUAGUUUAUAGUCUGAUUAAAAUCCUGUCAGCAUUUAGCCAGCUUCCUACAGUUAGUCUUCUCCUCCACUACCUUGUAUCUGACAAGACAUGUUCAUUGGCCUGUUCCAAGUGUUUAUCAACCAAUUCUGUAGCCAAUCAAAAAGCUCAACAUUUUUGACAAGUUAUGUAUGACCAAAGCACUUGAGGAACAGAAGCAGAGCUUUGAUCAACAAAGGCUAUGAUUAUUAGCAAACCAGUUUUGAUCACUUUAACCUUAUUCUAACCUCUACGGUGAUUUAAUACAACUAUAGAUAGAAUUUUUUUGUAUAUACAAAGUGAAUGAUAUGUGCUUAUUUGUGGAUAACAAAGCAGUAGCAUGGUUUCAAACACUUAUCUGAAUAUACCAAGCAUCCAUAACAUAUUGACAAGCACUAGUAGGCCUUUCUCUACCCCAUAUUUUCAACGUUUUCCACAAACAAUAAAUAUACUAUCCAAUAUUUUAUAUGCCAUCUUUCUAACCAAAACUGUGCAUACAUUAGCAGCUUCCCUGAAGAGUCUCUAUGCAGGUUUGGUGUUCAUGGUCAGCACGUGCACUUUUCUUGUUGUAGAGGAACUCUCGACUGCUCUUUUGCACUUUUUCUGGUAUAAAAAUAAGCCUUCUUACAAACACCAAAAGUUUUGCAAAACAAGUGCCUUUAUCCAGCAUAGGCUAGCUGUAUUGUAGAACUUGUAAGGCAUUUAGACCUGGUACCUUGUUAUAGGGACAAUUCACACACCAGGUGUCUUGUGAAUAUGCGGUUGUAUUGCACCAUAUGAGUCUUAUUUUCUACUGUAUUCAGAGAUAUAAAGCUUCUGCACACCUUAUGAUUAACAAUAAUAAAAACAUUUCAUUUUCAUUUCUUUUUUAUCCACCAUAAAUCUUAAAUCAAAUACAUAGGUAUACAUGAGUGAUACAUUUGGUGGGAAUAUAUAUAUAUAUAUCUCAGCCCGAAUUUGUGGUAACCUAUUACGAAUAGCAUGUGCUAAUUGGCUUUGAAUAAAAUGAAUUUUGACAACGUAGGGAUCAAUGUUUACUUGUAUACCGUCAGGAAAUCUGACCGAGGAGGGGGAGUUUCUGAAUGGUGUAGGCCUACAAAUGCAUAAAAACUAUUUUAGACACUUUUUUACGUUUUACUGAUUCUAGUAAAACUUUUUUCUCUUAAAAAAAGCACUAUUGUCUUUAUUUAUACGAAAGUUCUAAAUGUGCGAAAUGGUAAGUAAUUGUUACAUUGUUUUCGGAAAUAAAAUGGAAGUUCAGGUCAUUGCAUCGACUUCGCAAUCUAUCAUUCCAUCAAAAAUAUUUAAAAAAUGUUGAAUAUCAAAAGAAUUAUAUUUAAAAUCGACACCAGCCACAAGAAUUGGAAAAACAUAGCUUCAGUAAUGGAUUGCUGAGAAGUGAAUUCCUAAGCCUACAAUCAGUACCUUGUAUAUUAAAAUAAAAUAAACAGUUCAUAGGAGUGUACAUGUUACGUGAAACAAAUGUUAUAUUUUUAUCAAUAUGAACUGCUGUUAAGAAAUUGUCAGAUUGAUUGAUAUAUACAGAAAGAAUGUGUGUUCAUUGUUACAUAGGUUUGUCUAUAUAGAGGCCAUUUAUUGUUUGUGAUCGGCUGCUCAACACGUUUUGAAAUGCAUUAAUAUAUAUUGUUGUUGGCUUUAGCAUUCUCUCUUCUUGUAAACAAAGUAUGAAUUUGUUAAAUUUUGCACUCUUGUAAGUACUGUGAAUAUUUUUCGAAAAGUGUUGAAUGUAUGCGGAGGCUUUACCUCUAUGCUGACAUUGUCCGAAACGAGGAAACCAAGGGAGGAAACAGUUCGUGAUUGUUAACAUAGCAGGAUUGUCUCCCUUCGUCCCUCUUACAGUUCCUUUUAAUCCAUUCUUCAAAGAAAAACACCUGUUCUAUUUUCAAUAAAUAAUUCGAAAUAGGUUUCUGUUCCAUAUUCGGAUUAUUAUAUGUCCCCAUUCUUGAAUUGUCUGAUUUACUUGAUAAAAGUUAAGAUCUGUUACUUUCCACAAACAAACCAAGUCCACAUUUGCAUGUUGAGAUAUAUAUUGUGAAAUGUCAUAUGUUACCAAAGUAUCCAACUAUUACAACAUUACUGUUUCAACAAUUUCCAUCUUUUUGCAUCAAUAAAUGUUGUAA
Messenger RNA from Liolophura sinensis, 4991 nucleotides. Its product is annotated as synaptotagmin-12-like. Bases 537 to 1808 code for a protein of 423 amino acids. The record is from RefSeq and is a predicted model, not a curated record. Gene Ontology annotation, biological process: calcium ion-regulated exocytosis of neurotransmitter; synaptic vesicle endocytosis. The transcript is spliced from 9 exons. Lineage: Eukaryota; Metazoa; Mollusca; Polyplacophora; Chitonida; Chitonidae. Gene Ontology annotation, molecular function: calcium-dependent phospholipid binding; phosphatidylserine binding; calcium ion binding. Gene Ontology annotation, cellular component: plasma membrane; exocytic vesicle.